CCCCAGCCCGACUGUUCGCUUGUGCACAUUGGUUCUCCUGCAGAAAAACACUCGCUGUCCCUUUGCGGCCCUUCCCAUAAAUUCGCUCGCCUCUCGCCGUCCUCCACCCGCUUCCAUCCGAUUCUCGAGGGCAGAACCCAGGCACCCGCCUCCGAACGCUGCAAAACGCUGCCAAACGCUGCCGAACACUCUAUCGCCUCCUGCUCCUGCUCCCAUGCGCUCAGCGUUUGCUCUCCUCGGCGCGGCCGCCUUGGCCAAUGCCUACCAGUUUACCGGCACCGCCACUUACUACGGUGACGGAUCCGACGGUGCUGCCUCGCCGUCGCCCAAGACCCCCGGCGCUUGCUACAAGAUCUACCCCACCAACCCGCACUACUACGCUGCCAUCUCUCACACCCAGUGGAGCAGCGGUGCCUACUGCGGCUACUGCGCAACCGUCUCCAACGCGGCCGGCAAAGUCCUCGUCUAUGUCCCUAUUGUCGAUGAGUGCCCUGAUGCUGAUUGUCCCUAUGGCCAUCUCGACCUGUCGCCCGAUGCCUUUGCGCAGCUCGGCCCGCUCUCCCAGGGCGUCAUUGACAUCCAGUGGAGUAUGACCUACGACCCCGGAUGCAACGGUCACGGCUGGGCCAACAUCAACGGCAGCCCUGCUCCUCCUCCGCCCCACUCUCCUCCUCCUCCUCCUCCCUCUAGCAACGGAUACUGUGGCAACGGCAACGUCGGCAACGGCAAGUGCUCCGAUGGCACUUGCUGCAGCAAGUACGGCUGGUGUGGUACCGGCACUGCCUACUGUGGCAGCAAGACUCCUUCGUCGCCCCCGCCUCCCCCUCCUCCUCCUCCUCCCUCCAGCGGCGGCUCUUGCGGCAACGGCAAAGUCGGCAACGGUAUCUGUGCCGACGGUACUUGCUGCAGCAAGUACGGCUGGUGCGCCAAUGACGCUGCCCACUGCAACAACCGCGCCCCUGCCUCCUCCCCUGGAUCGUCGGGUAGCGGUUCCUGCGGUAGCGGCAAGGUCGGCAACGGCAAGUGCUCGAACGGCCAGUGCUGCAGCAAGUACGGCUGGUGUGGCACCACCUCUGCCUACUGCGGUAGCAACCAGGCCAAGGUCCUGAUCGCCGAGUCCUUCGAGUCCUCCAACUCCACCGACAUCACUUACGACUCGUCCAACUCCACCGACAUCACCUACGACUCGUCCAACUCGACCAGUGUGUCCAACGAGCCCUACGUCGACAGCAACGGCCACGUUCAGUGCCCCAGCCCCUACACCAGCCAGACCUACGACUGCAAGCCCAACAGCCAGUGGAUUUGUGUCCUCGGUCGCUGCGAAUGCUCCAAGGACUAUGUCUUCAACUCGGGCAAUGGCCAGUGCGAGUACCAGCCCGGUGUCGACGACCUGGAGUACAUUGCUCUCGAGGGCAAGAAGGGCUUCGUUGUCACCAACUAAAGCAAGCUUUGCUGCCAGGCCUAUCCACCCUCAAAACUCACCCCCCUGAUCUUGCCCACCUCCAACUCCUCUCCUCCCCGUCUCGACUCCACCGAGUUCCAUACACUCCGCUAAAGUUCCUA
Messenger RNA from Polychytrium aggregatum, 1563 nucleotides. RefSeq lists its product as uncharacterized. The record is from RefSeq and is a predicted model, not a curated record. Gene Ontology annotation, molecular function: chitin binding. Bases 215 to 1441 code for a protein of 408 amino acids. Lineage: Eukaryota; Fungi; Chytridiomycota; Chytridiomycetes; Polychytriales. The transcript is spliced from 8 exons.